GCGCUGGCAUGUCUCCUUGGAAGUAUCAGUGUGAGGGCUUCCAGAGAAGUUUGUUUAGAGCCCUCUGGACCCUUACCGACCCCAGGCCCAGGAUGUAGGCAGCCCCCUGACCAUGGGCAGUGAGUGUCCCGAUCUCUGAUCUCAGCCGCCCAGAUGGCCUCUGGACCUCCUAGGCACAGCAGAUCCUUCCUUUUCUCUCUGUUAGAAGUUAGGAGACUUCCCUGGCGGUCCAGUGGUUAAGACGCCAUGGUUCCACUGCAGGGGGCACCGGUUCAAUCCCUGGUCGGGGAAUGAAGAUCCCACAUGCUGUGUGGCGCAGCCUUAAAAAAAAAAAAGUUAGAAACCAUCAGGGGAGGGGUAACCUUCCCACAUGCCGCCCCCCCUUCCUCUGUGGCCUUAAGCGUCCCUGUGGGAGGACCCAAAAGGGCUGAACUCAGAGUCGCCCCAGCUCUCAGAGCCUGGGGUCCCCCAGCAGAAUAGGCCCACAGAAGCCCAGCCUCAGUCGGCGGAAUGUUCUCUGUGGCCAGGGGCCUGUGGUCUCUGGAGUGGCACUGGUGGGCCUGUAGGUUGGGGACAGAGAGUCUCUUGAGGGUGGAGGUGAGGAGGAGGUCAGCCAGGUGGAGGGAUCCAGCAUGAGGCGUCCGUCUGGUUGGAGGGGCCCCAGCGGGAAACAAAGCAGGGCAGGGGGUCAGGGAGGGUGGCUCAGCUGGCACAGGGACCAGAAGCCGGUGCUGCAGGGUCCUUGGUCUGCUCCCCCUAGAGAGGGUGUGUGCGCAGUUGGGGAGUGGUUUGGGGCCCUCAGUGCCCACCUGGGCCAUCUUCCAACUGUGUCCUGGGGAGAAGGAUGCGAGGGCACCCACCUGGGCCCCAGAGCGUGGCCUUGGGUCUGGGUGGGGCUGUGGGGGAAGGUGUUUCUAGGUGCUGGGCCAGCACAGCCUGUGAGCCGGCAGCCACGCUGGUGUCAUAAUUGGCCCCCGAGGGGUGUCACUGGCCUCCCUCCCCUGGGGCACUCCGCCUCUCCUGGAGCCAUCCCCAGCUAAGCACCAGAGAUGACCGAUCCCUUUUGUGUUGGAGGAGGCCGCCGGCUCCCGGGGUCCAGCAAGAGUGGGCCUGGGAAGGAUGGCGGCCGGAAUGAGGUCCGACUUCCCAUGCUUCACGACCCACCGAAGCUGGGGCUGCCGGUAGUCCGGGGUGGGCAGACAGCGCCCAGCCAGGCCCCGCUCUGCUUUGACCCGGGAAGUCCAGCCAGCGACAGAACGGAAGGGAAGAAAAAGGGGCGUCCAAAAGCCGAGAACCAGGCACUCCGAGACAUUCCUCUCUCCCUGAUGAACCAGUGGAAAGACGAGUUCAAGGCACACUCGAGGGUGAAGUGUCCAAACGCUGGGUGUUGGCUGGAGUUCCCCAGCAUCUACGGGCUCAAGUACCACUACCAGCGGUGCCAAGGGGGUGCCAUCUCAGAAAGGCUGACCUUCCCCUGCCCCUUCUGUGAGGCUGCAUUCACCUCUAAGACCCAGCUGGAGAAGCACCGGAUCUGGAACCACAUGGACCGACCCCUGCCUGCCCCCAAGCCUGGGCCGGUCAGCCGGCCAGUCACCGUCAGCCGGCCCGUAGGGGUCAGCAAGCCCAUUGGAGUAAGCAAACCUGUCACUAUCAGCAAGCCCAUCGGCAUCAGCAAGCCAGUGACGGUCAGCCGGCCCGUGCCGGUCACCAAGCCAGUGACAGUCAGCAGGCCUGUGCCGGUCACCAAACCAGUGACAGCCAGCAGGCCCGUGCCAGUCACCAAGGCUGUGCCGGUCACUAGGCCUGUGCCAGUCAGCAAGCCUAUACCGGUCACCAAGUCUGUGCCAAUUGCCAAGCCGGUAACAGUCAACAAACCGGUGCCGGUCACCAAACCAGUGACCAUCAACAAGCCGGUGUCUGUGACAAAGCUUGUGACAGUUACGAAACCCGUGCCAGUUGCGAAGCCGGUGACGGUCAGCAGGCCCAUUGUGGUCAGUAAGCCGGUGACGGUCAGCAGGCCCAUUGCCAUCAGCAGACACACGCCACCCUGCAAGAUGGUGCUGCUGACCAAGUCUGAGAACAAAGCUCCUCGGGCCGCGGGGAGGAGCAGCGGUAAGAAAAGGGCUGCAGACGGCCUGGGUGCCUGCCCCCUCCCGCCCAAGCAGGCGAGGCCGGAGAACGGGGAGUACGGCCCGUCCGCCACAGACCAGAGCUCAGCCUUCCCGCUGAGCACAGACCCCAGCAGCAGCCCCCUUUCUCUGGGCAGCAGACCCUUGGGGGGCAAGGAAGCGCCGAGGGCCGCGGGCCCCGUGUCCCUGCCUGAGGAGGGUGCGGAGCGCACGAAGCACAGAAGGAAACAGAAGACACCCAAGAAGUUUACGGGUGAGCAGCCCUCCAUCUCAGGGACUUUCGGACUCAAAGGCCUGGCCAAGGCGGAGGACAAAGCCCGCAUCCACCGCGCCAAGAAGCAGGAGGGGCCGGUCCCCGAGGAGGCGCGGAAGAAGGGGCCAGCCCCCACCAGCGCCGUCAGCAAGGAGGUGCCGGCCCCCGUGGCCCACCCGGCCCCAGGUGGCCCUGAGGAGCAGUGGCAACGGGCCAUCCACGAACGGGGGGAGGCCGUCUGCCCCACCUGCAACGUGGUCACCCGAAAGACCCUCGUGGGGCUCAAGAAGCACAUGGAAGUGUGUCAGAAGCUGCAGGAUGCACUUAAGUGCCAGCACUGCCGGAAGCAGUUCAAGUCCAAGGCGGGCCUCAACUACCACACCAUGGCUGAGCACAGCGCCAAGCCCUCUGACGCCGAGGCCUCGGAGGGGAGCGAGCAGGAGCGGCGGGAGCGGCUGCGGAAGGUGCUGAAGCAGAUGGGGCGGCUGCGCUGCCCCCAGGAGGGCUGCGGGGCCGCCUUCUCUAGCCUCAUGGGCUACCAGUACCACCAGCGACGCUGCGGAAAGCCGCCCUGCGAGGUGGAGACCCCUUCCUUCCCCUGCACCCACUGCGGCAAGACCUACCGCUCCAAGGCCGGCCACGACUACCACGUGCGCUCGGAGCACGCGGCCCCGCCCCCCGAGGAGCCUGCAGACAAGGCCCCCGAGGCUGAGGACCUGUUGGGUGUCGAGCGGACCCCCAGCGGCCGCAUCCGCCGCACGUCGGCCCAGGUCGCUGUGUUCCACCUGCAGGAGAUCGCGGAGGACGAGCUGGCCCGAGACUGGACCAAGCGGCGGAUGAAGGACGACCUGGUGCCCGAGACCGCACGGCUCAACUACACGCGGCCCGGCCUUCCUGUGCUGAACCCCCAGCUGCUGGAGGAGUGGAAGAAUGAGGUCAAGGAGAAGGGCCACGUCAACUGCCCCAACGAUUGCUGCGAAGCCGUCUACUCCAGCGUGUCCGGCCUCAAGGCCCAUCUGGCCGGCUGCAGCAAGGGGGACCACCUGGUGGGGAAGUACUGCUGUCUGCUGUGUCCCAAGGAGUUCAGCUCCGAGAGUGGCGUCAAGUACCACAUUCUCAAGGCCCACGCGGAGAACUGGUUCCGCACUUCGGCAGACCCGCCUCCCAGACACAAGGGCCCAGACUCCCUGGUGCCCAGGAAGGAGACGAGUCCGGCUGGCGGGAAGAAGCGGGGCCGCAAGCCCAAGGAGCGACCCCCUGAGGAUCCAGCCCCUGGGACGCCUCCCCACCGGGACGACUGGCCCCCAGGAGGCAGAGACAAGGGGGCCCGGGGCUCUGCUGGCCGGAAGGUGGGAGCCGGCAAGGCGCCCGAGAAGUGAGUUCGGAGCCUGGCAGGUGGGUGGGGCCCGGCCCCCUCUGUCCAGGGUGGGGCUCCAGAGCCUCCUGCCCUCCAGGUCUCCACCCCCCACCCCUGCCUGUUCAUCUGUCCAGCGGGGGCGGCCAGCCCUCUCCCCUCCCCGAGGGUGGCCCUGCCCCACGCGGGCUGCCGCAGGGCACCUUGGGCUGGGGCUCCCGGGAGGGCCAGGGCAGCUGCAGAAGUGCAAUAGUCUGGAGGGACCUUCACGGGCCGGCAAGAGGAAGGGCUACAGCCUGGGCUUCGGUGCUGGGGCGGCAUGGAGCAGGCAGACGGCCUUCUGGUCCUCGGCGUGUGAGCUCCGUGCCCCAUCUGCUUUCCCGGGCCCAAGGCUCGGGGGUCCCUGGUGGCCCGUGGUUCUGGGCUGAUGAGGGUACCUGAGCAGCCUCACCUCGUGACCCGACACUGGAACCCCGGCACCCCCCAGCUACCUCCCGGGACAGACCCCAAGACUGACAGCUGCCGUGCUGACCUGCCCGCCCCACUGCACCCCAUCCCCCCCACCCCCACCCCCACCCCCACCCCCACCCCGCCAUCUUCUGGUUCCUGCACUUCCGCUCUCUACCUCUCCAGGCCCACCCUCCCCUGCGGUGCAGCCCCUGCUGUGCCCGGGCCCUGCCCCACUGGCCCGUGUGCAUCAUGGUGGCGGAGGCAGCCCUGCUGCACCGUCCCCAGUAGCGCUCCCCACUGGGGGCCAGGCGGAGGCUCUGCUUCUGCCACUGCAGGGCUGUGGAGCAGGGGCCACGUGAAGUGAGCUCUGGCCUCAGCCUCCAGCUUCGCUAACGCCGCUGGCCCAAGUCGGGUAGCCUGAUGGGUUUAGGGAUGGGCCAGUCUGGGUUCCGGGGUCACCUGGGGCCCACGGGCAUGAGGGGCGGGGACCUGGGGCCUGGCUCGAGUAGUGACCACUGUGGGAAGCAGCCUCUGUCGCUGGCCUGGGUUGGCCCAUGGCCAAGCUCCCGUGGGAGCCUCCUUCCCCCUUUUUUACCUGCUCCUUCGUUUCUGGUUGUGUGGCCUUUUGAUGUGAGAGCCGAAGGCCAGGGGGAGCUUGGCCAAGGUCACAGUAGGUUGGUGGCAGCUCCAGGGCUCUGUCUUGGCUCCCUUUGGUGCCCUGAGGGCAGCGAGGUCUGUAGGUUGGGUCAGGUGGCGUCCAGGGCACCCUGAGGAUGCGGCCACGUGGUUUCUGACCUCCUGCCUGGGCCCCACCUUCCAACCAUGGCAUCGCUGGGACAGGGAGGGUGCUCAGAGCUGCUGCGUUUGGAUGGAGGCUGUUUUCCACGGGGGGGUGGGGGUGGGCUGAGGGCUCGGCCUUGCCGACCCUGGAUGAUGUGAAUUUUGAUAUUUGCCCGUGUGCGUGUGUCUCCUGGGUGUAGUGGAUGCCAGUCUUGUUGCUGUGACAAGUAACAAACCUUUUUUUUAAUUCUGUUUUUUAUACGAAAACUCACAACAAUCUGACAUUUUGGUGCUAAGGGUUUCCUGGUGCCGACGGUGGAUCUGGGGGCUGGGCUGGGGUCCCUCUCCUGCUCAGGGAGGCGGUGCUGACUGGGCACCCCUCUGCCCCCCAGCUCCUGUCCUCCUCCAGCCCCUGGCGAGGAGGGGCUGCAAUCCGGGCUCAGCUCUCCUCACCCUGCGCUAGGGAGACAGUUUCCGGGAGGGCUUUGGGGCCGAGGCGCCGUGCUGCCCAGUCUCCAGCUUCUUCCUUCAGCCAGAAUGCUCUGACGCCAGGCAGUCCUGGCCUGAUGUGCUAGGGAGGGGGUGUGGAGACGUGGACUCCCCCGCCACUCACACGCACCUGAUCUGAUCAGGGGGUGGAGGCCUGGGCAGGUGCAGGUAAUCCAGCAUCAAAGGCUGAGGCAAGCAGCAUGACUUCGGGGCAGGAGGGCUUUCUUUCCUGUGUUCCUGGGUGUCACUGGGGUGCAGCUGGUGGAGGUAGAGGUGGGUCGGGCAGCCACUGCAGGGGCAGCUGCCGGGGGGAGGGUGGGGAGCAGGCACUGAUGGGAGCCCCACGCGCACUUUGUCCUUGUCACCAAUGGUUGGAGGAGGUUGGACCUCAACACCUCUGCUGGGGAUAGCUGCCUGCCCCGGCCUCUCAGGUACUUGGCCCUUGGGGAGCGGGGGCUGGUUUUGGCUGGGGGAUGCGUUUCAUUGUCACCCCCGAAAGUCCACAUGUGGUCCCUGGCGUGGGAACCCCACCAGAUAUGUGGGAAGAGGUGGGGUCCUGGGUAACUUGAUGUUUAGCACUUUAACCCCCUUCUUUGUCUUUAAGGUGGGCGUGGGGACUGCUGCCAAAAGUGGCGCUGGGUUGGACCCCUCUCUCUCCCCUCUCCCCUCCCGGCUUCCAUGCUCUGGCUGGUGGGUGGCAGCAGCAAGCUGGUCCUCAGAGCCCUCCUCCUACGGUGGCAGAGCCCUGGGCGGCUCAGCAAGAUCUGCCCACUUCCCACUCUGGUGGGAGUGCAGCCAGGUAGCCUUGACUGACACCUUCAAUGAGAGGGACUGAGCGGCAGACACCCCCCUCCAUGCGGUGGGUGUGGACCCUGCCUGAGACCCCAAACCAGGGCACAAUGUCAGGUCCCUUUCUGAAGAUCUACCUCUGGCCCAGCCCACGCCCCCUUGCCCUGAGAACAGGAAAGGGUCGACUCAAGGGACCGACACGUCACACGAAAAUAGGAUGCGCUUUUGUGCUCAUGCAAGGGCAGAUGAGUGUCCCCUGGUGUGAGUGGUGGCCCUCCCAGUCGUAGGCCCCUCCUGUCCCUCUGGUUAGGAAGGGAAAGAAUGGGUGCACCCUGACCCGUAGAGGGGAGGGCUGUCCCGGUGUGUCCCCCUGGGUGGGCCCCAGGCAGCUGUCCUGGAGGCCUGGGGUUUGGGGGGCAGCCAGCACCUCCUGCCUGGCAGCCACACGUCCUGUACUUGGGGUUUCUUGGUUUGGGUGUUUUAAUGCCAGUUCUCCGUAAUAAGUGCAUUUCGAAAGAGAGGUUCCGGCUAUCAACUUGUAACCAUAUAUAUACGUAUAUAUUCUAUCUACAAAGUGUUUAUUUGCAAGAUGUUUUGACGGUGAGCUCGGGCCCUGCCCGCCUUGUGACCAUCUGUCCCCGGUCCUCGUCCCCGCACCCCGGCCCCAAGUGGCACGGGGGCGGGCCAUCAACUGUAUGUAUUAAAAAUGACUGUAUCAAAUAAAUGUUUAUUGAUUUUUUUCCA
Molecule: messenger RNA, 6988 nt
Organism: Balaenoptera musculus (blue whale)
Lineage: Eukaryota; Metazoa; Chordata; Mammalia; Artiodactyla; Balaenopteridae
Gene: ZNF512B
Product: zinc finger protein 512B
Exons: 17
Coding region: 1050-3761 (903 amino acids)
Molecular function (GO): zinc ion binding
Source: RefSeq, a predicted model, not a curated record